AUGAUAAAUGGUAGACCAGCGCCGAUCCGAGGCUGGACAAACGGGUCAAUGAAGUGUGGCUUUUCCAUGGAACCAGCGAAGAAGCUGCUAAGUCGAUCUGUGUCAGUCAAUUUCGGCUUCCGACGUCAUCUGCUCAUGGAGCGAUGUUCGGGAAGGGUCUAUAUUUUGCGGACCGAGCGAAGAAGAGCCAUAGCUACACCACGCGAAACAAGGAGUCGCGCUGAGAACGGUGAAGUGCGUACGGCGUACGACCUCCAAAACUUUGAGGAUCUCCAUUUUGUACGUUUUGACAAGUGGCAGGUUCUGGGAGUGGAUGCCGCAUCCGAGGCGGCCAAAAACGAGGACGAGAUGCGACGCAUUUCCUCGUCCAAAAUCAUCUCUGCCAUAGGCAAACCGUACCUGGUCCUGGGUCUUCAGCCCGGCGCCAGCAGUGCAGCAGUUCGCCGCGCCUAUCACUGCCUGGCGCUGCUGCAUCAUCCGGAUAAAGGUGGCGAUGAUGCUGUCUUCAAAGCCAUCGCGGAUGCCUACAAGGCCCUGACCGAGGCAAAGACCGAGGAAGGCGGCUGGAGAGACCUGGAAGGGCAGGCCGUGGGCCCCUGGCAAGCCCAUGCCCCAACGGCCACAAAGGGAAUCACGUGCAUGCUCUUCGAUAGCUUUGGAACUCCACCCUGGGAGAGCAGAAGGCUUUACACAGGGUCCUGGCAGGAAGGCGUUGUUCGGUGCUGGGAGCUCUCCAAAGGGGAGCCUGGCAAGACCAAGCCCCCUCCGCGACUGGUGGGCGAAAUUGCAGUUGGAGGUUUCAUCAAUGAUGUGGCCGCCAUUUCGCCCUUUGGACUUUUGACUGCACAAUCCGCGGGCAUGAAACCUUUGCCCGGCGAAUCCCUACGGUCAUGGAAUCUGAAGACGACUCCCUUCAGGCCCAUCGCACGAGCCAAGACGAAUGCCAUUGCCGAUGAUCCAGAAGCCAAAUCCAAGGUGUCGAAGGCUACAGGCAACGGCUCGAGCGAGACGGCGCUGGUGCAGAGGACUGAGGAGGAGCCGGAGUUUGUGAAGGACGAAGAUGGUGGCUACUUAGAUAAGUCGACCAUGAUUUACCUGCAUUACAGAGGCGUGCGCUGCAUCAGCCUUUGGCCGAAGCCUGAGAACCGCGAGGCCACGCCCCACGUGGCGGCCACCGUCUCCAAGGACGUCCUGGCUGUGUCGAAGAUUGGAAUCGAUGGAGUCAGUCUACAGGUUCCAGCCGUAUGGCAGAAACCCGACCCUCACGAAGGUGUGGGUGACGUCAACGCCAUGCAGCACGAGUCCAUGAACAAACUUUGGACCGGUGACAACGGUGGAAUUUUGCGCUGCUGGGAUGUCAACGCCGCGGGAAAGGGAGUGGUUUGCGACUUCAACAGCCAGUCAGCUGGUUGGCUUUCAGGCCUGGCUCUGUGGCCUGAACCCGGAGUGAUGGUCUGCUCUCACUCCAGCGGCAUGGGCUUUAUUGACACAAAAGCAGGGAAGGUCAUUCGACAGCAAUACACGAAGGAACCGGUCGGCAAGGUAACCCUGCUGAACGGAACCAGCCCCAUGCUCUUUGCCGGCAUCGGCGGCGAGCUGAUGCAGUACGACACUCGGUGCUUUGCAGAUGGGCAGGACAAGCCCAAGGCCAUUGCAUCGUGGUCCUUGGGCUCUCCCAUCACAUCCCUGCACUGCACGGAGACGGGGAAGGGGCACUUGCUGGUGGCUGCUGGCUGUAUGAAUGGCAAGGUUGAUGAGGAGGAAAAGGAAGAGAAGCCUUCAGAGGAGAUGGCGGUGGAACCUGCCACUGAGACUUUGAAGAUCAAUGAUGGCACCACCAUGCAGAUUGCGCGGCUGCCCGACAUCGACGAGGGCACCUGGGAAGACGUGAAGAAAUACGUGGAAGGCAACCCAGAGACGGCCAGAGCCCUUCAGAACUUUGCCAAGAAUCCGGAAGCCAUGCGAGGCGCGGGGGCCACUGGGGCCACUGGCUGUCAAGCUUAA
Molecule: messenger RNA, 2004 nt
Organism: Cladocopium goreaui
Lineage: Eukaryota; Dinophyceae; Suessiales; Symbiodiniaceae
Source: the annotation of a GenBank genome assembly